CCUACCGUUCCCGUCUGCUGAAGCUGUGCAGUUUUCUUUGUCCGGCCUCAGCCCUAGCACUGGUGCUCCGGCGACGCAAACGGCCUGACUGGCAUGUUGUGACAAUGGGAGAUUCCAAAUAUGAGGCGAGCAGCCAAGGGGACCAAGCUGCGAAUACUCUGUUGUUCCUCGCUGCAGCAGUCAGCAAUUUAGUCAUCGGGAACGACAGCAUAUUCAGACGGCAAAGUCAAACAGAAUGGCUAACCCAGCCCACCGAGCCGUCCCAGCCCAUCUGGCCGAGCAUGAGGACGACGACGAUGCCGAGCAGAGGGGCUACGUGAAGGGUACCGACUACGCGCUGCCAUACUUUUCGCAGUGGUCGCGACUGCACGAGGGCGAGGUCGACGACGGGCUGCUCCGCCAUGUCAACUGCGGCUAUCUCUCGACCCACGGGGUGCCGCCGACGCUGCUGACGCUCAAGCAGCAUGCCCAGGCACUGUGCAUCCUCAUCCACGCCCUGAACCCGACGCUCAAGUCAGGCGAGAUCGCCGGCGGUGACCCGAGGGCCAGAGCGGGGGAGGACGACGACGACGACGACGACGACGCUUCGGCAUUCCGGUACCAGCUCAACGACGCCUUCGACUUCCUCGACGACCUGACAGUGCCCUACACCAACGACGACCCGGACCACCACAAGCCGCUGAUGGCGCUCGUGAACGAAGUCCGCGGCUGGCACGAGGCGCACGGGACCACGUACCACUGCCCGCUGGCCGAGACGCGGCCGCGCGGCAAGGGCGAGAAGCAACGCCCCUACGCGAGCCACCACUCCCUGGUCAUGCACGCCAACGCCUGCCUGGAGCGGCUGGACCACGAGUUCAGCAGCACCGGCGGGCUGCUCAGCCUGCUGCCGAUUCCAUCCUCCUCAGGGGAAGAAGAAGAAAACGACCCUGCAAACGCCGACCUCGCCAACGCGCGCAACAGCCUGCUCGGCCAGUGGCUGCUCUUCACGCAGCACCUGGUCAGCCGCAUGCACGACCUGGAGCGGUCCUACGGCAACGCGCUGGACGCGCUGGCGGGCGAGGCGGCCAUCCCGCAGCAGCACCUCUCCCGACUCGGGCCCGACGCGCGCACUAGCACCACCUGGCGGGGAGCGAACAUCGCGUACCAUCCGCAGGACCGGUGGAUCCUAGUCAACGCGGGCGACGACGUGUUCGACUACGUGCACCAGAUCCUGGACCGACAGGAAGCCCUCAUCCAGGCCAAGGAGAAGAUCUGGCGGCGCAACGGCGUCGCGGGCGAGUACAUCUGGACGCACGAGCGCGGCGGGCGGGAUUACGCGCGGGGCAUCGUGCCCGUCAACAUCGUGACGCGCUACUACCGGCUGGCCGGGCGGGGCAGGAACUCGCCGCUGUUCGUGCUGCCCGCGUGGGAGCACCACCCGGGCGUGCAGCACACGCGCGAGGCGGAGGCGCAGCCGACGGUGGUGGCGUGCGCGCAGCCCAAGUUCCCCGGCCGGGCGACCGAGCUGGAGAAGAGGUUCAUGGAGCGCAUCAACCGGGCGCAGAGGACCGAGAUGGAGAGCCUGCACGUCAUGGCAGAGGUGCAGGAGGUGAGGGAGCAGGUGGGGCUGUUGCGGCGGGAGAAUGAGAUGUUGGUCAAGACGAGGGACGCGCUGAUGUUGGCCGUUGGCGAGGGGGAGCGGGGGUUGGCGGAGCAGGUGCACAAGCAGAAGGAGAGGGCUGGAAAAGCCGAGAGGGAGGUCAGGGAGGCUAGGAGGGAGAGGGAUCGGGCUGUCAAGAGGGAGCGGGAGUUGAAGGAAGAGCUGCAGGCGCUGCAUAUGGAGGUGCGGUUGAUGAGGCAGAGGGAAAGGGAGAAGGCGAAGGGGAGGGAUGCGGGUGUUGUGUGAUUUUCAGUCUCGGGGCGUUUUCUUGGUCAAAUAAGUAGUACUAAACUGACUAGCAGUGAUCAUCAUACUAUUUAGUCCGAUUCAUACACCUUUCACCCACUGGUGCCUCAAGUCAACAACUCAGCGCGCUCUUUUUGUCCAAGAUUGCAUAACAAACGGUACCGCCUUUCACACGAACAUGGACGCCGUUUCAGGAUGGUAACAGGUUAAGGACCAAGCAUUCGCCGACGUCCCUCCGAGCUGGCAACUCCGAAAUGGUCUGACCUGUGUACCUGGUAGCUACCAGUAGUGGCGACCCUACACGUCAGCU
Chaetomium strumarium is the source of this 2195-nucleotide messenger RNA. RefSeq lists its product as uncharacterized. Lineage: Eukaryota; Fungi; Ascomycota; Sordariomycetes; Sordariales; Chaetomiaceae. Bases 236 to 1885 code for a protein of 549 amino acids. The transcript has a single exon. The record is from RefSeq and is a predicted model, not a curated record.